AUGGCAGAGUAUAAAGGUGGAGAGGGAGACGGUAUGAGGAUAAGGAUGUUUGAGAAGAAGAGAGAGAAUGAAAUGAAGGAACUCAAUAAGAUGAAGGAGAAGUUGAAGGAGGAGGCAAAGAACUCUGUAGUCAGUAUAAGCCAGAAGUUUGAAUCUGGUAAUGAUGCCAACAAUGUAAUCAAGACAGGCGGUCUAGUAUCAAUGAACGAGUUUAACAAGCAAACAAACACUGCUAGCAACAGCAGUAGUACCAAUGAAAAGAACCCAGCCAAUGACAAGAAGAGAGAGGCUGCAGAAAAGGCCGAUCAACAAAGGAAGAAGAAGAAACAAAUGAUUGCAAAGAAUACUCUAUCGUUUGAUAUGGACGAGGAAGAGCAAGAAGAGGAAGAGCAGAAGCAUAAGGAAAAGAAGACCAAUGAUACAACCACUGUAGCACCGAGCAAUGGCGAAUCAUCUGCGACGGAUGAGCAGCCAACGGUGGCAGCCACAAGUACAGGCACCAGCAGCAAGCCAAAGAUGUUUGGAAAGAACCCAUUGGUAAACACAGACUUCUUGCCAGACCAGGAGCGAGAGGAGUUUGAACAACGCGAGCGCGAUAGACUAGCGCGCAUCUGGACUGAGGAGCAAGAAAAGAUUAAGGCAGAGGUCGUAGAGAUCACAUACAGUUAUUGGGAUGGCAGUGGACAUCGUAGACAACUUCAAUGUAACAAGGGUACCACAAUCGACAAGUUCCUGGAGCGUGUCCGACAGGAGUUCAAAGAGUUGAGAGGUGUAACUGUCGACCAUAUGAUGUUCAUCAAGGAGGAUCUUAUAAUACCACAUAACUAUUCAUUCUAUGACCUGAUCGUUGAGAAAGCAAGAGGCAAGAGUGGACCUCUAUUCAAGUUUGAUGUACAUGAUGAUGUUAGACUAGUGAGCGAUGCUUCUGUUGAGAAGGAUGAGACACAUGCUGCCAAGGUAGUUGAGAAAUCAUGGUAUGAUAAGAACAAACAUAUCUUCCCAGCUUCUAGAUGGGAGGUAUAUGAUCCAACCAUUGUCAGACAAUCCUACACUAUAUCCGAUAAAUUGACAAAGCAUUAA
This is a messenger RNA of Acytostelium subglobosum LB1, 1080 nucleotides long. RefSeq lists its product as hypothetical. The coding region runs from base 1 to 1080 and encodes 359 amino acids. Gene Ontology annotation, biological process: chromatin organization. The record is from RefSeq and is a predicted model, not a curated record. The transcript has 3 exons. NCBI's taxonomy places the organism in Eukaryota, Evosea, Eumycetozoa, Acytosteliales, Acytosteliaceae. Gene Ontology annotation, cellular component: nucleus.